Molecule: messenger RNA, 1158 nt
Organism: Mesocestoides corti
Lineage: Eukaryota; Metazoa; Platyhelminthes; Cestoda; Cyclophyllidea; Mesocestoididae
Source: the annotation of a GenBank genome assembly
AUGAAUUUCCAGGAAGCUUCUCGCCUUGUCACAACACAGUACAUCAAGGACCUCAAGGCCGAAAUGGCCAAUGUUAAGGCCCUUGACAGCUUGGCCCUUGACCAAGUCGUCACCCUUGAAAAUAUGAGCGAGUUGAUUGAAGAGUCAGUUAUCGAUGUUUCCAAGGAGCUGCUUGACCUGCCACCGCACGACCCCAGCCUCCUCACCCUGAAGGAGUUGCGUGAACUCGUAGCGGAUAACAAACUGCAGCAAGGCGAGAGCUCGGUUAUUGAUACCGACGGAAAAACCGCCGUCUCCUCGGCCAAUCGACUACCACCAAACGAUCCCUCGGAUCACCCGGGAAGUAGUUGGUGCGAACAGAGCAUCACUUGCAACGACCAGCUGCGCUACCGGGCGCCGUUCUUCUUCUACGGCCAGCGCUUCGAACGACCGUCAAAGAGCCAGGCCGACCAAUUGGAGCACUGGCAGGUGGUCGUGCGAGACGAGUGCAACCGCCAGCGUGUGGCUGUGGAGCACCAGUUGGAACUGUGCCACUCAUACUGCACACGCCUCCACCACAUGCGACCCGACUGUUGGCAAACCGGGCUCACUGAUAUGGGGCAAUCCUACGCCUACAAGUAUAAAGAUAUGAUGCGGGCACUUCUUGGACGCGGACUCUUCGACAGGGAUUCAGCCCGGGAGACGUUAAUACGCUACACCAUGCCAUUUAACCUGUUCGAAAUCGAAAAUAUGACACCACUUGAGUACCUAAAUCGGUUUUGUGCCCUCAGAGACACACGAAUACCAUUCUACUCACGCAUCUUCAAUAAAUUCAAGGAUAAUCGCACCCAGCUUAUCUUCGUAGACAAGUUGUUUGAACCUCUGAACGUCCUCAUGAGCGGUUCGUUCAAACCAGAGCAGGGGGCGGAGAUCGCGUCGCUGUUGGACCUUGCAGGCACCGACUACGGGCUGAAUGUGGACGAAUUCGCUUGCGUCUGCGGUCUUGCUGAGCGUCUCUACUACUGUCAAAACAUGAGGAUAUACGGAGAGGAAGGCCUGGCAAUGCAACAAGGAAUCAUUGAAAAGGCUGAUUUUCAUAUGCUGCUUAAGAAAAUGGACAGUGUUAAAUUGACGAAGUCGCUGCAACGCCUUUUACAGCGCCUGGAUCUCUUCAAAUAG